UGCAUACCUAUCUACAUACAAUAACGUCUUUGGAUCACGCGGGUGGCACUUUCGAUUUUUACGUCACUUCAACUUCAACCACUUUAGCCUUCUAACAGUUAAUUUUCGUGAUGCUCUAAUUCUAAUUUAAGACCAAAGAUGGCUUCCGUACUUUCUUACGUUCCUAUCGUGAACCGACUCGUCUCUAAUACAGGUCGCACUCGGACCAUUGACAUCCCACCUGUUGAGGUUCACAAUGUGGAGACGGCAGCUGAGAAACGACCAAGGACCCUUAAGCACCUAUUGAGGGCAAACCACGUUAAUCAUUCCAUUCUCUACCACAAUUUGGAGUUUCACAACCAUCUGCCCCAUAUCCUCGGGUCUGCUUAUAUCCUUGGAGCAGAUGUUCAGCAAUUGCAUAAGAUCUACGAUGUAGAAGCACAGGAUCUGGAGUCAUGGAAAGAAUCGCCGGCUGAAAUAGCCCAGGAGGACUGGAGAGACUUUCUCGGAGAACCAGAGUACCAGCGUGCCUAUGUUGAUUUCUUCGAAGAUUCUCUAGCAUUGAGGCACAAUUACCAGUGGAGAGGUGUAGUGGAAGAGUACAUAUAUGGGGGCAAGGAGCCCUUAGUAAACUGCCUCAUCGGAGGCCUUGGGCAUCCUCUCAUUCACCUGGGCUAUGCUUAUGAGGUAGACAGUCGCGAAGUUGCCAUGGAGGCACUUGGCAUGGCGGCUACGCAAUACAACUUCCUUCAUAAGUAUAUUGACGAUGCUUCGUAUUCGAAGCCGUCUUCGAUCAAGCCGUCUUCGCCCUUGGAGCUGCUCUUAAAACUGAGGAGUGAUAAUCGUCUGGAUGGAGUCUUCAAGGAACCAGGACCUGACAACAUUGAGCCGCUAUUCAAGAAGCACGAGGAUAUUGUUCUAGAGUACUGGAACGCAUGGACACUCGACGAUCCGGUAAAGGACUUCGAACAAUCCCAGGAAGCUGCGGUUGCUAUCCUAAUUGCCACAGUUCCGCCCGGAACUCAUUCAUAUAACUUCUUUCUUUGCCACGUGCUGACGACGAGUCAUGCCGUCAGGAUACUGCUUCCAUUCAUCCCAUCGGAAUUUCGCAUCAACUUAGUUAGGCAAUGGUGGCUAUUCGCAAUUGCCGUUUAUAUCGCUGAACUCCGCCCGAAAAUUGACCCUGAUUACAUCAAGCGCGAAGAUGUUGCUGGGAAGCAAUGGAAUUAUGUGGAGGACAAGGCAUUAAAUGGACCUUAUGCCACUGACGCUCAUUUUGUUAAGGUUGUGCGUGCUAUUAAAGAAGCGGCUCGGACUUGGGGCGACGUACAUGAACGUUAUUUGGCUGCGGCCGUCCGGUUUGCCGAUGACUUCCAGGGAUGGACCUUUUCAUAGUAUUAGGUCUCUUGAUAUCUGUGUUGUAAUACGAACUGUGAAAUAUGUAUGAAUCAUGAGGAUAUUUGGACAAAAUUGAUCGCCGAGCUAGCCUGUUGUUAUUGUUGUUAACAACUAUGGGACUAUUUAAAAAUGUAAUAAAAUGAAAUAAAAUAAUAGCAAACCAUGAUGAUUGAAGCGUAACCAUACAUGAGGGGAAAAAUAUAUAUAUAAG
Messenger RNA from Daldinia vernicosa, 1588 nucleotides. RefSeq lists its product as uncharacterized. The transcript has 3 exons. Lineage: Eukaryota; Fungi; Ascomycota; Sordariomycetes; Xylariales; Hypoxylaceae. Gene Ontology annotation, molecular function: oxidoreductase activity. The record is from RefSeq and is a predicted model, not a curated record. The coding region runs from base 139 to 1374 and encodes 411 amino acids.